AUGGCCGAAGACUUACGAAAUUAUAAAUUGCAGUUACAACAGGUGGAGGCAGCUCUUCUUACUGAUCCCGAGAACGAAGAACUUCUCAAAUUAAAGACAGAUUUAGAAGAAGUAAUUGAAUUGACACAAGAUCUAAUAAAAACUCAAGAGGGUGAUAAAGUUCACGAUUUCCAUAGUUCUAGUAAUAAUGAUAAUGUUGCAGCUUCCCUGCUGGCCUAUGACAACGAGGCCUUCGGUAAUCCUGUUAUCAAAUGGCAUGUUGGAGAGAGAUGCCUUGCUAAGUGGAAAGCUGAUGGCAUGUUCUAUGAAGCUACUAUUGAGGAAAUUGGUAAUGAUAGUUUAAAAGUAAAAUUUGAUGGGUACACAACAUUAGAGGUGGUGUCUAUUCAUGAUAUUAAAUCUACAAAUUCUGGUGUUAAGCGGCCUCUUAGUGGUGAUGAAAGCAAGCAUGGAAAGGGUUACAAUCGAGAGUACCUUAAGAAGAAGAAGCAAAAGAAACAACAGAGGUUUAAACAAAUUGAGGAAGAAAGAGAAAGUGAGAAAAACAAAUGGUUGUCAUUUCAUUCAAAAUCAUUAAAGAAACCUGGUGUGAGGACUAAAAGUAUAUUUGCAUCACCUGACAAUUUGUCUGGUAGGGUAGGAAUAGGAACUUGUGGUAUAUCUGGAAAGCCAAUGACUGAGUAUACCCCUGGAGAAAAAUGGAAGAAAGGGGGUUAG
Parnassius mnemosyne (clouded apollo) is the source of this 717-nucleotide messenger RNA. Lineage: Eukaryota; Metazoa; Arthropoda; Insecta; Lepidoptera; Papilionidae. The record is from the annotation of a GenBank genome assembly.